UCAUUUGUUUCAUUUCAGCAAAAUUCAAAAUCUUUCCCAAAUUCGUACCGCUGGCUGUUUCGCCUUAAAACAGUUCAAAACCCUAAUUUCACAGCAACCCAUCAAACCCAAUUCCUAAAUCGAUUUCAUGUUACAGUUUUUCUCACACCAAACCCCUAAAAAUCCGAUUUUUAGAUCUGGGUUCUUCGAUUUCUCUAAAAAAGAUUGUUUCUUUAUUGUUUAGUGUGUGUUUUUGGGGUUUAAAACAAAACCCAAGAACCCUAAUUUGUGAACUGAAUAUUUUUCAAGGGUUUUGAAGGGGCAACGGCAAUGGGAGAGGAUAAACUGGUCAAAAGAUCGUCUUUUGGGAAGUCGAUAAGAAAGCGGCUUUCGGAUAUUACAAAUUAUGAGCCACAGUUGUGUUCUUCAUCAUCUUUGGAUAAAGGGCAUGUUGAUCAUCUUUUGAAGGAAAAUGCAGGGCUGAUGAAGCUUAUCACAGAGAAAAACAAAGUCAUAGAGAUGAAUGGAAUCGAGCUUCAAAAGGUGCGAGUUCUUCUUCAGAAAACACAAUUUCAGAAUUGGAACCUUGCUCAAUCAAACAGUCAUAUGACGGCGGAGCUAAAUUUAGGCAAAAAGAAGCUAAAAGAACUACAACAUCAACUUGCUUGCAAAGAUGCUUUGCUGAAAACCAUGAAUUCCGAGUUUCAGGUGAAGCGUGAGAUGAGCGAACAAAAAUGUGAAUCUAAGGUAAAGCGUGAGACGAACGACCAAAAAUGUGAAUCUAAGGUAAAGCGUGAGACAAACGACCAAAAAUGUGAAUCUAAGGAUGGUGAAAAGGCUCUUACCAACCAACAAAACGCCAGUAGACGUAUUCGUCCAGGAAGAAGUCGAUCCGUUAGCCAGUUGACUACAGGUGCAGAAUCUGAGAACGAUAUAGUUGAAAACAAAAGGCGACGUGUGAGAACGCAGUCGGCUAGGUUCACAUCACAAGAACAUGAAGCGGAUGAGAAUUUGUUUGAGAUUAAAGAUCUUAAAUUGCAUGAUGAGUAUGGGCCAACUUUAAAAGUGAAUGUUGAACAAGAAAAUGACAAAUGCGGUUCAAAAUCCGAACCUCAAAACUCACAAAGGAUGUCGUUCAGUAGACCAUCAAGAAGAGCUGCGGAGAAAGUACAGUCUUACAAGGAAGUUCCUCUUAAUAUCAAAAUGAGAAGACCAGAAUAAGACAUUUGUAAUAUGAAGUUUUCUAAUUUGGGUAAUGUUUAUGUAACAUUCUGAAACAAAUGGAAUCUUAAGGUUUUUAUAACUGUUGCUAUUUGUUCAUCUUCAACCCCUGA
Messenger RNA from Helianthus annuus (common sunflower), 1313 nucleotides. Its product is annotated as SHUGOSHIN 2. The record is from RefSeq and is a predicted model, not a curated record. Gene Ontology annotation, cellular component: chromosome, centromeric region; nucleus. The coding region runs from base 310 to 1200 and encodes 296 amino acids. The transcript has 11 exons. Lineage: Eukaryota; Viridiplantae; Streptophyta; Magnoliopsida; Asterales; Asteraceae. Gene Ontology annotation, biological process: maintenance of meiotic sister chromatid cohesion; meiotic sister chromatid segregation.